Messenger RNA from Solenopsis invicta (red fire ant), 2817 nucleotides. RefSeq names its product protein spaetzle (gene spz). The transcript has 6 exons. Bases 246 to 1031 code for a protein of 261 amino acids. Lineage: Eukaryota; Metazoa; Arthropoda; Insecta; Hymenoptera; Formicidae. Gene Ontology annotation, cellular component: extracellular region. Gene Ontology annotation, biological process: innate immune response; regulation of Toll signaling pathway; central nervous system formation. The record is from RefSeq and is a predicted model, not a curated record. Gene Ontology annotation, molecular function: growth factor activity; Toll binding.
UUGCCGCCCGCGGUGGAUCGUCGUCUACCUGGCGCUCGUUCUGGUGAGGGACCGUGCUGGCCAAAUUCGAGAUUCUCUCUCCUUCCUGCGCCACCCUACGAAUAUUAUAUGACACUGUGUGCCAGAUCGAAGGACAUCCUCACGCUUUCCCGGAACUAUCGCCAGACACCGAAAGUUCCUCGGCGCGGGAUGCACCGUCCUCGAUCUCAGAACUGAUCGACGCGGCGUACGAGAAGCGCGAAUUGAUGCGACCGCAAGAAUGGCGAGUCGCUAACGGGGAUGAUCAAGUGAUUGAGCAAACGCAGUGGGACGCCUCGAAGCAGCAGGAGUCUUCGAGCGACGACGAAGCGAUGCAAUACAGAAAAAGGAAACUGCUCCAAGUUUCAAGCACAGGCUCACCGAUGCAUAGGAGCGCAAUUACGAUGCGCAGAAACACGGGGAUGCACAGGAACUCGGACGAGAUCAUUUUCCCGGAUGGUAGAAUUACAUCAACUACGUCGCAAACGUUGCUGCCGUCGACCUGCCGCAGGAAAACGUACUGCGAGAACGUCGCCGAGUACCCCAGGCAGCUGGUGAACGCAGCGAUAGCGCGGAAUGCCAGUUUAAGGUUCCUGGAGAGCGUUGAUCCGAUGCCCGACAUUGAACAAAGGAUAGGCGAGAGGAUGGAUGAAUCAUCGCUCUGUCCAUCUCACGAGCAAGUGGUAUACCCGCAAAGCGCGCAGAACAAGGACAAGCAAUGGUUGUUCAUUGUGAAUCAGGAUAACUUGAAGCAAGGGAUACGCAUUGAAGUUUGCUUAAACGACGGUCAAAGAUGCAACCUAAUUGACGGUUUCGCCGAGGGCUACAAGACUACCUGCAAACAAAAAUACAUCUAUCGAGAAUUGGCUGCGGUGGGAAGCGACGGUAAAAUCUUCAAGGAUCAAUUCCGCUUUCCGUCGAGCUGCUGUUGUCACGCGACGUUCAUUGGCAAUUCUAAUGUCAGAUUCGGAUUAGGACUAGACCUGGCAGCCAAUCAGUCACAACAGGAGUAGACCGAGCGUCUUCUCCACCCCAACGGUGCUUCGAAAGCAAAGGAAAGACGAACGAGAAGAGAAUAGUUCUUUCUGUCUUAUUCGUGUUCAUGUAGACGUUUGAUAUGUCGCAUGUUCGCAUGAUGAGAUGCCGAGGAUGAUCAAACUCCGAUUAAUUUAUCAAUACCUAUGCAUAUCAACUAUCAUUAAUCCUUAAUAGUAAAAUUAUUAAUUUCACACAUAAAAAAAAUAGAGAUUAAGGGUAACAAAUCAUAUAAUCAGGAAUUUUGCUGUAAACAAUUUGUCGAUUAAAUUAAUUGUCGAGCUUGGUCGAAUUCAUUGCCAGCGGUUUUAGUUACCAAUUUUUCGUUCUCUUUCUACGUUCAGACCUCAUGUGCUCGAUCUAUUCAUAUAUUACUACGAAUCGGAGGACCACCGCCGUGUCCAGAAUACGAAAAGAGAAGUAAAAGAAAUUAAGCACGCAAAGGAAUUCGCGAGCAGAAAACACAAUCGACGAUGUUUAAUGGAAACGGAAGUGUCCAUAAAGGAACUAUGCAGUUUUCAUAUAAAUAUCACCAAUGCUCUCUUGUAUUAUUAACACGCGAACAAUAUUAAACAAUAGGAUAAGAAAAUUAUGUAUAGAAUUAUAUUAUCAUGUGAUAUUAUGUGAUACAAUUACUUAUACGCUAAUUACGUGUACGUUUGUAUUUUCUAAAUCUUACAAGUAAUUUUACAAAUAAAGCGAUCCAUUCUUCGCUCGUGUACACACGCUUUUCUCAUCACCAGAUCGCCGACAAAAAGGUACAUAAUUUAUAAAAAUAUAUUUAUAGAAUAUUUCAAGCUUCGAGACGCGAUGCGUCUUCAGUUAUACAUAUAGAGGCAAACUCGUAAAUGAUUAUUUGUACGUUAUAACAUGAUUACUUCUGGCAGUUUUCCGUUCAAUGGAAGUCAGAGAUUUGUCCAGUAUACAUGCAAGUUUGUCUUAAUUUUCUAAUGGAUUUUCAUACAAAAUGCAUCGUGCCCAUAUGGAAAAAAUGCACUCGUCCCUUGGACAAGUAAGGAACAUAGAUAUAAAAAUAAAAAGCGUCAGUUGUCCUUCUGCAUUGUAAAGCUCUCGUUCUGCUCUGUUAAAUAUCCUGUUGACAUCGUUUGUGAAGCUAUCCUCAGCGUGUCUGUGACAAAAAGAGUGAAAUCAAUUCAACUGAUCUAGCAAUAGAAUAAUAACAGAAAGACUGAUAUGUAAAUAUACAACACAUGUAAAAAUGAUCUUAUUCCAUCAGAGCUUAUUAGUGCUUAGCUCUUAAGAGUGCAAUGUAAUUGAAUUUUCACUUAAGUCCUAAUUCAAAAUUAGGACAGUUUACAGUAUCUCCUACUAAAAUUUUGAUAGUUUAAAAUAUAUUCGAUUCAAAAAGACUAAGUUACCAAUUGAAUAAGAUUUUAUUUACAUUAAAAUAGUGUUGGUUCAGUUAUUCCAAUUCCUUGCAAAAUAUCUGUAAAAUGUAAAAAAUUUAAUUUUGUAAAUAAAUUUUUGCCUUCAGAGUAGUAUUAAUAUAAUAUGAAAAAAUGUGAGUAUAUACUCUUGCGCUCUAAAGUAAUAAUAAUUUAUAUACAUCUAGUACAGUAAAGUAUGCGACAAAUAUCUUUUCAGUCUGGAAACAUAGUCAUAAAUUGAAGACGGAAUAGUAAUAUCACAAAUUAAAUAAAUAAUCAAUUUAGUAGUGGUAAUGCAUCGUUGAACACUGCAAAAAGGUUGUAAAAAAAUAUAUAAUAUAAAUAUUGUAUUAUAAUAUUAAAAAUAUUACAUCAA